This is a messenger RNA of Papaver somniferum (opium poppy), 1068 nucleotides long. RefSeq names its product transcription factor MYB113-like. The record is from RefSeq and is a predicted model, not a curated record. The coding region runs from base 1 to 1068 and encodes 355 amino acids. Lineage: Eukaryota; Viridiplantae; Streptophyta; Magnoliopsida; Ranunculales; Papaveraceae. The transcript has 3 exons.
AUGGAGGAUUCUUCAACUGUAUUCUCAAAAAGAGGUGUGAGGAAAGGAGCCUGGGCUGAAGAAGAAGAUCAACUUCUUAGGGAAUGUAUCAAAAAGUACGGACAAGGAAAAUGGCAUCAAGUUCCUCUUAGAGCAGGGCUAAAUCGAUGCCGGAAAAGCUGUAGAUUGAGGUGGUUGAACUAUCUACACCCGAACAUCAAAAGAGGAGAGUUCAAACCAGAUGAAACGGAUCUCAUCAUCCGGAUGCAUAAGCUUCUUGGUAACAGAUGGUCAUUGAUUGCUGGUAGACUUCCAGGAAGAACAGCAAACGAUAUCAAGAAUUACUUCAACACUCAUUUGAAAAAAACUUGCUUCUCUAAAUAUAAUACCGAGAAGGCACAACAAGAUGCCGUGACCAAGAAACUAUGUCAUGAUAAUACCACUCAUCGUGACGGUCAUGAACAACAGAAGUUUCUGAAAUGUAGGCAACUGUGUCCAAAUAUUAGUACUAUAUAUCAUACUGAUAUGAGGAUGACCCAAGUUUUAAGACCUCAACCCCAAACCUUCUCCAAGAAAUAUCAGUGGAGAAUGAUGAAUAAAGCGCCAACGCCAACUGGGACGAAUAAUAACAGCAUUACUGCGACAGCUAGGUUCCCUAAUAAUGCACAGGUAGUUAACAAUGCUACCCGUUUGUCAUUAUUAGUCGAUGAUCACCAUGAUCAGUUCUCUCCUAUAAAUGGCCAGCACAUUCAUGAUCAAGGUACUAAUUGGUUGAAAAACAUUUUGCUCGGUGAAACGGAAGAAGAAGAUUCAAAGAAGAUGAAGAAGCCAAAGAAGAAGAAACCAAUUACUUUGACUGAAAAUGCCUCAUUGGAAUUUGAAAACACUACAACCUCUGGUGUUGAGCAAGGGAUGUCGACAAAGGACAUGGAUGGUGAUGGUGAUGCUUACCAUUGUAGUUUGGAUGGUGAUCAAAAGUUAAAAGAAGGCGGUAAUGCUGGCGACAACGACAACUACUGGAAUAGCUAUCUUGAUGACAAUCUGUGGAGUAUGUUAAGGGAAGAACAAAAUCAUCACUUAAUGAUCUAG